GAGCAGGUUGCACCAAAAUAACAGGUCCUUUUGACUGCAGCCAUGAACAUGACAGCUCCCCUGGUGCUGCUGCUUUUCACUGCCUGUAUGGCCAGUGGGGCUCUGCUGCCCAAGGCCUUAUGGCAGUUUGGGAGGAUGAUCUCGUGUGCCCAGCCCGGUGUUAACCCCCUGGAGUACAACGAUUAUGGCUGCUGGUGCGGCUUCGGGGGGACGGGAACCCCUCUGGAUGAAGUGGACAUGUGCUGUAAGGUUCAUGAUAAAUGCUAUGAAGCAAGCAGAAAGGCUCCUGGAUGCACGGCUAUUGCUGACCUUCCCUACGUCCUUGUUUAUGAUUUCACCUGCUCAAACCAACAAGUGACCUGCUCAGCUACCAACAACAAGUGCCAGGCCGCGGUGUGCGAAUGUGACCGGGUGGCAGCUCACUGCUUUGCCCAGGCCACAUACAACCCUGAAAACAAGAACCUGGAUCCCAAAGUCCACUGUGUCAACUGAAUUACACAACCUCCCGUAAAAAAAAAACAAAACACAACAGUGGAUUUGUCACAUAUUGUUUUUUUUUAAUUUUUUAUUUCUUUAAAAUCUUUAGACAAAACCUGGCAUAAUAGAGGUCUGACUGUGGAAUCAGUUUGAAAUAAAGACAAUAAAGACAGUGAGACUCA
Lates calcarifer (barramundi perch) is the source of this 659-nucleotide messenger RNA. RefSeq names its product phospholipase A2. The record is from RefSeq and is a predicted model, not a curated record. Lineage: Eukaryota; Metazoa; Chordata; Actinopteri; Centropomidae. The coding region runs from base 43 to 492 and encodes 149 amino acids. Gene Ontology annotation, molecular function: phospholipid binding; calcium ion binding. The transcript is spliced from 4 exons. Gene Ontology annotation, biological process: phospholipid metabolic process; lipid catabolic process; arachidonate secretion.